Staurois parvus is the source of this 296-nucleotide messenger RNA. The record is from the annotation of a GenBank genome assembly. Lineage: Eukaryota; Metazoa; Chordata; Amphibia; Anura; Ranidae.
AUGCACUCUCCCCCCAAAAAAACUCUCUAGCAAUACACACCAAACUGAGCAUGUGCACAGGGUCUCUACACGAUAUGUCUUAUCAAGAGAUAAGAGGGAGGCACUGGAAGAAGGGAGGAUCAGAGAAGUCAGGAUCAAACAGCAUUUUUUACACAAUGCAGAGGAUUAACCCCUUAGGUUCCACAGCGAGUAUAUCAAGCAUGCUUUACUGCAUAUACAGACUGAUUUUACUGUUGUGGGUUUAGUAACACUUUAAGCUUGGAAGUAACUGAAGAAAUGUAAAAAAAAAAAGUUAA